Molecule: messenger RNA, 345 nt
Organism: Strongylus vulgaris
Lineage: Eukaryota; Metazoa; Nematoda; Chromadorea; Rhabditida; Strongylidae
Source: the annotation of a GenBank genome assembly
AUGCAGAACGAGUUUGCUGGACUGGAAUUGGAAGCAGAGAGUGCAGACGAGGAAGAAGAAGAAGAACUGGUAGCAACACCACCAAAAAGACGAAAAACCGAACGAUUGUCUGAAGAGCAAAUGAUGGAACGAAAGUUGCGGAUAGCAGAAAUUGUUCGGCGACACGCGAACAAUGGUACCGUAUGGACGGAUCUUUGUCGUGAGACAGCAGCAGAUUGUUCGCUAUUGGACCAGUUGGACUUGGCCGAUUUCGCAUUGCGCGACUCGCGCCGAUUUAAACGACGAGUGCUCGUUGAUCAGCUCACCAGCGAAUUGCAGCGGAUUAGAAAGUUGCUCGCCAUGUGA